GUUUACCCGCCUUCGACGCUUAUCCUGUUCCUCUCUCCUUUGGCAGUUCAUCAUGUUCUCCCAACAACAGCGAAGCCUCGUGGAGCACCAUCUUGUCAACGGAGUUUCUAUAACCGACUACAACGAUACGGCCGUAGCGGAGCUGAUUACAUUCCUAACGAUCACGAGGAACGUGUACGCCAAAAGCCCGCCCAUCUGGCGCUCUCCUCUCCUGAAGAAUAGGGCCGAAUCAUCCCCGGAGUUUUUACGACGCUGGUCCCUGGACUGCUUGGAGCUGGACCUGCGUUUGGCUGAAUUAGGCUCUCUCGGGACUCCUGUUAUCUGUUCCUCGUGGUGCAUCGCGCAUCACUAGGACCAAUUAAUUUCUGCUCCGAGUGGGUCACGUAGGAGGACACCCACUCUCCCCAUGGUUAUCAGCAAGAGUCUGUGGCAUCUGGUAAAGCUACAUGGUCGCGUGGCUUUCUUGUCUGCCGAUUUGCUAUCCAUGGCAUACACGUACCGGGCCUGAUUGCAUUCCUAACGAUCAGCCCGGGCAACAUUUACCUCAACCCAAUAUAGAGUGUCUUCUCUGCUUCAUAAGGACAAGAGUAUCUUUUUGUGCGGAUGGUGAAUGGCCAUUGUGUUACUUUCAGCCCUGUUCAUCUGCUUUUGGUCUGGGCUUACCCUGCGUCGUGGCUCGUUCUCUCUCCGCUCUUGCGUACCAGCAAGGCUGCUUACUUUCCGGUGUGUCGACACGUUCAUAUCACAAGAACAGUAUCAUGAACAUGCAAUAGGAGCAUGUGGUACUCGUGAAGGCACAUCAUGGGGUAGCCCUACUCCUCAACGGAUUUUCUAUCUACGACACGCGCGGCCCGAAGCUGAUUGCACUCCCCGAGAUCUGGAGAAACGUGUACCUGGACCCAUCUCUCCUAACUAUGGAAGAUAAAACUUUUUUUCCGUCAUACCAACUCUGGACUAUGUCUUGUUGCUUUCCUCCUUUUGUGCACCAGCAGGCAAGGUCCCUUUCCUCGGCGCCAAUGCGUUCACGUCACAGGAUCUCGCCUAAGCCUGAUAUACAACACAACAUGAUAGUGUAUGCUCCGCUCACGCCGAGGUUGCACCGCAAUGCUUUCACUUACACAGUGGCUGGACAGUCAAGUAUUAUUCUACAUGAAAGUCCGGUCUCUUCGGAACUCUAUAGCCUAUAUGAAGCGACUUUCCGUGGCCACUCUCUUUGACAAGUCUAACAAGCCAUGGAUCCUCUGAAGGACAUUUCUCUUGGCAGCGCUUCGUUCAGCUUCUGGGGCGGAAUAUCCGUUCUCAUUCUUCUUAUCAUCCUCACUGGUCGCUCUGUCUACCGGAAGGAGCACACGACGAGUCGCUUUCCUCCUGGUCCCCGCGGUCACCCUCUAGUCGGAAAUCUCUUCCAGAUCCCGUCCACGUUCUUCUGGUAUCAGCUGGAAACAUGGUUUGAGCGUUUCGGUCCUGUGUACACUAUCUGGAUGGCGAGUCAGCCUAUCGUGGUUCUCAAUACUGCAGCAGCAGCGGCAGAGGUCCUGGACCGUCAAUCCGGGAUAACCUCUGGAAGACCGCGUAGCAUCAAGGGAUCUUUCUUCGGCACUGAUCAAAUUCUGGGCACCAUGGAGUAUUCACCCCGUUGGCGUGCGGGGAGACGAGCCAUGCAUGCAAGUUUUAAUCUUCGCUCGACCGUCCGCUUUGCUCCUCUCCAAGCUUAUGAUGCGAUCAACCUCUGUCUCGGUCUUCUCCGCCACCCCGAUAAACCUCUUGAUGUACACAUACACAGGUUCUCUGCAUCGGUCAUCUUUCGAUGUCUGUAUGGCCACGACGGGUUCUCCCUUGAUGGAGGGGAUCCAAGCCUCAACAUGCGCAGGCUGACCGACGAGUUGAUGCAGGCGGUAUUACCUCAGAACAGCAUUGUCGAUAUGUUUCCAUUCUGAAGCCCCGUGAUCCGACGGUUCGAGUGGUUGAGAAGCCAAGCAAAACAAUGGCAUGAAGAAAUGGAUCGUGAGGGAAAGGGGCUAUAUGAUGGCGUCAAUCUAGCUGCUAUGUGGCCAACCUUUGUGGGCGACAUCAAUACCAACAUGCAGAAGUAUGGGAUCGGGGAAGAGGAGGCUGUUUGGCUCGCAAUGACUGUCUAGCCAAGAAACAACUGCUUACGCUCUCCGUG
Dacryopinax primogenitus is the source of this 2167-nucleotide messenger RNA. RefSeq names its product cytochrome P450. The transcript is spliced from 7 exons. Bases 1233 to 1937 code for a protein of 234 amino acids. The record is from RefSeq and is a predicted model, not a curated record. Gene Ontology annotation, molecular function: oxidoreductase activity, acting on paired donors, with incorporation or reduction of molecular oxygen; monooxygenase activity; heme binding. Lineage: Eukaryota; Fungi; Basidiomycota; Dacrymycetes; Dacrymycetales; Dacrymycetaceae.